Molecule: messenger RNA, 1449 nt
Organism: Mytilus californianus (California mussel)
Lineage: Eukaryota; Metazoa; Mollusca; Bivalvia; Mytilida; Mytilidae
Product: retinol dehydrogenase 12-like
Exons: 9
Coding region: 136-1131 (331 amino acids)
Source: RefSeq, a predicted model, not a curated record
AACAUAAGGUCAUGUGACAAAAAGUUGUGUUUACGUUCCUCAAUUUAUACUCCGUUCAGACAAACCUUUACAACCUAGAAGAGUUUAAAAGGAAGAAAUGAAUGUUCUUUGAAGUAUAUUGAAUAAGUUAAAGACAUGGGCGGAGGAACUUCAUUUCCAAGAGAGCCAUUAGACAGGAGCAAGGUUGUUAUAGUGACGGGUGGUAAUACUGGAAUCGGUUAUGAAACAGCGAAAUGGAUCGCAAUGUUAGGCGCAAAAGUGAUAAUAGCAUGUAGAUCGGAGACGAGAGCUCGUGAGGCAAUUAAAAGAAUGAAGGAAGAAUACCAAGAGGAGAAGCAAAAAGAAACAAAUGGAAUUAUCCAAGAUGGUGACAUAUAUGUACAGUUUAUGCAAGUCGAUUUUGCAUCUUUGCAGUCUACCAAGGAAUUUAUAGAAACUUUCAAAUCUUCCGGGACAAAAUUACACACGUUAGUGUGUAAUGCAGGGUUAGGUCUUGGCCCUGUAGAAUUCACAGAGGACAAAAAUGAAUUGGUAUUUCAGGUUAAUUAUCUCAGCCAGUUCCUACUAGCGAUACAUCUGAUUCCUCUAAUGGAAUGUUCGGACGCGGAUGACUGCAGAAUUGUGUUGGUAUCAAGUGAUGGACAUAAUCUUGCUCAUUCUUUUAAUGUAUCAACGAUCCAAGGAAAACAGUUGACAGAGGAGAGUUUCGAAAGUUUUCGUAACUACGGUGAUUCUAAAUUGUACCAGGUUAUGCAGAUGUAUUUCAUGAAUAGAAGGUUGAAGGGAACCAAUAUAUCAGUUUUGUCAACUCAUCCUGGAUCAGUGAUGACAGAAUUCGGUCGGAACAUGGAAUGUUCUCGUACAUGCUGCUUAUAUUGCUUUGCAUAUACAAUGAAAUUCUGUCAUUGCUUAAAAACCCCAUUCGAAGGAGCAGAAACUGAGAUAUAUGCUGCAAUAGCUCCACAACUUAAAGGUACCCGAGAUGUUUAUUAUGCAGACUGUAAACCAGCAACAACGUCAAGUCAAUCAAGAAAUAUGGAAAAUCAAGAAGCCUUAUUAAAAGUUUCCUUGGAAAUGUUGAAGGACUAUAUACCUGACGAUAUAGUACAGAGAUGGUCAACAAAAUCAUAAACAUUAGUAGUAUAUCUAUAUACCUCAUUGACUUUUUGUUGUUAAAGCAGCUAAUUGGUCAUGACACAUACUUUUAUGAUAUUUUAUGCAGCUUACUUAAAAUCGAAACUAUGAUGCAUAAGCUUUUUUUUUUCUUUCUUUCUUAUAUAUGAUUGAAUUCUUAAUUCUGAAAUCAACAUGCAUUCGUAGAUUGCAUGUAAAAUCGCUGAAAAAUUUUCGUACCCAAUCCAUGGGUAUAUAUUAUUAAAAAUGUAUAUGCUGUUGCUUAAUUCAUAAAGUUCCGUUUUUAUCAAAAUAAAACGUUCAUAUUUUCACCUA